Dibothriocephalus latus is the source of this 1158-nucleotide messenger RNA. NCBI's taxonomy places the organism in Eukaryota, Metazoa, Platyhelminthes, Cestoda, Diphyllobothriidea, Diphyllobothriidae. The record is from the annotation of a GenBank genome assembly.
GCUGUUCUUGGUUAUUACGACUUCGUGACUGUUGCUCAACACCGAACAAUCCUCUCCAUGAUUGCUAACUGUUUCUCGGAUCUGCGCAAGGAGGACUUCGAGGUGGUUCUGAACUGUUUACCCAACCUCUGUGAACGCCUUCAGGAUUCGGAGCCACGCUGCGUAGAGCGUGUUUGCCUUUGUUUUGCUCGUCUCAUCGAGGCCUACCGAAAUGACCCUGAUAAACUGAAGUCAAUUGUCUCAUUCGGGCUGUUUGAAAACCUUAAGCGAUUGAUAUCCGCUUCGCCCCCCGUUGUCUCAAACGUGAAAGACAUUGCGAACAUGCUGGCAACCAUCUGUUCCAGCUGUCCUGACUUGGCUGUAAAGCUUCUACAACUGGGAAUGGCCGAGACGGCCUACACGCUGCUCACUGAAAAGGAACCACCCGCCAGCAGUCUAGAUUUUCCAAUUGGCUCUAAGGCAGGAAGUCCGCUGACUCCUCCACAGUCUCCCUUCGAUUCCCUUCUUUCCACCUCUACUCCGUCCAAAUCCAACACAUCCUUCUCUCUGGAGGACAGGGGCCAAGAGAAUGUCCUUACGCUGAUGAACCUGAUAAGCGAGUUGAUGCCUCCGCUGCCGGCCGCUUUUGCAGCACCCGCAGCAUUGAGUACACAAAAUCAUCGGCACUCGGAACUCCCCUCAAGGACAUGCGACAGCAAUAACAAUGCUCAGCGCUCGAAAGACACUGGUCAUCUGGAUGUACGAGCGAAGCUCUUCGAAACUGAGUGCCGCAGACUGGAGAAAAUUCUGCACUCCGGUCGCGUUUCCACUUCAGCCAAGUCGGACGAGACCGCCGCUGACGCCGGCCAGGUGGACUUGGUGAUGAUCAGGGCCGUUCAUCUCCUCCUACCCCUCCUAUUUGAAGUCUAUGCCGAACUAAACGGCAUCGCUGCUCGGUUAAAGUGUCUUGAGGCUAUUCACAGUGUGCCGGUGGAUAAGUUGUGCUGUUUAGGAUGUCUGGGUUCCAGCUAUCGCCACCGCUGCCUUAGAGGUGAGGAUGUUGGCCAUGUAAAUUGUUGGGUAAAGCGUGUGCAAUGCAACGUAGGCGCCCUGACCUGCAUAAAUUUGAGGUCAUGCGGUCUGGGGCUUUGGAUUGAAAAUCCAACUGAACUCCCAUAG